Scylla paramamosain (green mud crab) is the source of this 876-nucleotide messenger RNA. RefSeq lists its product as uncharacterized. Bases 442 to 876 code for a protein of 144 amino acids. The record is from RefSeq and is a predicted model, not a curated record. The transcript is spliced from 4 exons. Lineage: Eukaryota; Metazoa; Arthropoda; Malacostraca; Decapoda; Portunidae.
UUUACUAAGACGACAAAGAAGAACAAGAACAAAAACAAGGACAAAAACAAGAAAAAAAAACAAGAGCAAGUUAAGUAAAAUUAGAACGAAGAGAAAUGUACAAGAAUAUCAAUAAGAAGGAAGACAGAAGAAAAGAAAUGAAAAUUAUGAAUACGAAGGAAGAAACCGAGAAGGGAAAGACAAGAAAACAAGACUAAGAAAUGGAAAACGUGAUAUCAGGGAAAUUAACGCGAGCAUCUUUUCUGGGUUUUCGCGGAAACAGCUCCCCGUACCCACAUCAUUACCUGGGCGUGGCUGGCGGAGGGAGUGGGCGUGGCGUGGCGUGGCAGGGGCGUGUGGGCGUGGCCUGGGAGGUGUGGGCGAGAGGGGUGGCGUGGGAGGCGCGUGUAUAAGACAGCCACGCGUGAACCUCGGCUGUUGACUCUUCGCUAGGCCGGCGUCAUGAGGGCGGUCACCUCCUGUCCCAGCCUACUUAUGGUGCCCCUCCUGCUGUCCUGCUGCUUCUCCCUGGCCCUCCUGCCCCUCGCCGCCGCAGCACCGCACCACUACCGCCGCCCGGCCACCUAUUCUUACGCCAAGCUGCUGGUGCCGCGCCCUCACCACCUUCAGGAGUUUCUGUACCCGAACGACGAUCAGGCACCCAGCGGUGAAGGAGAGGAAGUGCAGUCCUUGCCAGAAGAAGGAUACCUUAACAACAAGAUCCUACAGCUGCUCUUCCACCGGUACCUCCAGUCCUCCCUCCACGCCUCCCUCUCCUCCACAAACACCCCCGACGGUCAGCAUGCCCUCCGUGACCUCCCUUCCUCCUCCGGUCACCUCCACAGCGAUUACAUUAAAAGAAGUGGACAGGAAGCUAACCUUGGAGGAGGACUGUGA